This is a messenger RNA of Erythranthe guttata (spotted monkey flower), 3056 nucleotides long. RefSeq names its product histidine kinase 5 (gene HK5). Lineage: Eukaryota; Viridiplantae; Streptophyta; Magnoliopsida; Lamiales; Phrymaceae. The record is from RefSeq and is a predicted model, not a curated record. Gene Ontology annotation, biological process: protein autophosphorylation; phosphorelay signal transduction system. Gene Ontology annotation, molecular function: phosphorelay sensor kinase activity; histidine phosphotransfer kinase activity. Gene Ontology annotation, cellular component: plasma membrane.
GAGAGAGAGAGAGAGAGAGAGAGAGAGUUUCUGCCAAGAAUUAAUCUAGGAUUCAUCAAAAAGGUCAGCUUUUUAAUCCACUGAUUCAAUUCUUGAUCAUAUUAUCCGAAGAAACAACGAUAAACGAGGUGCCGAAAUGGGGUGCGAAAUGGAAACCGAGGAGCACGAAUCCGAAGAAAUGGACAUCGUCUUGUCAUCGAUGUGGCCCGAAGACAUAAACGAGGCCGGCCGACAAUUCAACGUGGAAAAGCCGAGCGCAGAUCAAGACAUGUUAGAAGAAGUCACAAUCAACAAAGAGCCGAACAUCGUCGAUUUCAAGCGCCUAAUGGAGCUCACAAACUACAGUGACAAAGGCAACUGGCAGUUAGCCAACCUAAUCAAGAAUUGGGAGUACAAGCAAGCGAACGCCGUUCGUCUCCUAAAGGAAGAAAUCGAUAAUUUAAGCAAGCAGCAGCAAGAAGUCGAGCUCAAGAAGUUGGAAAUUCUCGAAGAGCAUAGAUUCGAACGAGACGUGUAUAGUGGCGAUAAACGGCCAAUUUCGAUUCUCGACGAGAAUUUGAAGUACUUGUACCAAAGUGCUCCUCGAGUAAAGAAAGAUUUGAUCUUUGAGAAGAAGAAGGUGGAGAUUGAUGCAGAGUAUGAUAGUGUUGUGUAUUGGAAGCAGAGAGGCGAGCAUCUCGAGAAGCUUCUAGAAGCUUCUCUCCAACGGGAGCGAGUCUUGCUCGAGAAGCUUCAAGAGAGUAUCGCCAAUCUCGAGACGCAGUCUUCUCCCGUUGAGGAGCUUUCGCAGGUUCUUACACGGGCCGAUAAUUUUUUGCAUUUCGUCCUCCAAAAUGCCCCCGUUGUCAUCGGCCACCAGGAUAAAGAAUUGCGGUAUCGAUUCAUAUUCAAUCAUUUCCCGAGUUUGGGUGAGGAGGACAUCAUCGGAAAAACCGACGUCGAGAUUUUCAGCGGAGCGGGCGUGAAAGAAUCGCAAGACUUCAAAAAAGAGGUCCUCGAAAAAGGGUUGCCCGCAAAAAGAGAGAUCACGUUCGAAACGGAGCUGUUCGGUUCGAAAACAUUUCUAAUUUACGUUGAGCCUGUUUUUAGCAAGACCGGUGAAACGAUCGGAGUAAACUACAUGGGAAUGGAAAUAACCGAUCAAGUGAGAAAACGAGAGAAGAUGGCGAAAAUCCGAGAAGAAAUGGCAGUGCAGAAGGCCAAAGAAACAGAACUCACGAAAACAAUCCACAUCACAGAGGAAUCGAUGAGAGCGAAACAAAUGCUGGCAACUAUGUCGCAUGAGAUACGAUCUCCGUUGUCGGGAGUUGUGAGCAUGGCCGAAAUUCUUUCGACUACUAGACUCGAUAAAGAGCAGAGGCAGCUAUUAGGGGUAAUGUUGUCGUCUGGCGAUUUAGUCCUUCAACUGAUAAACGACAUCCUCGAUCUUUCCAAAGUCGAGUCAGGAGUAAUGAAAUUGGAAGCGACGAAGUUUAGACCGAGGGAGGUAGUAAAGCAUGUUCUUCAGACAGCGGCAGCGUCACUACAGAAACUACUCGUUCUAGAAGGUCACAUAGCCGAUGAUGUACCUGUCGAGGUUAUUGGAGAUGUCCUAAGAAUUCGACAGAUUCUCACCAAUUUAGUCAGCAACGCCAUCAAGUUUACGCACGAGGGUAAAGUCGGAAUAAAUCUCUACAUCGUUAGAGAUCCAGGGACAAUAAUAAAACAAGAUUCGCUGAGUCAUUCCCAAGAUCAAUCGAAUGCUUCAGAUAGUAAUAUGAAAGAUGAUCAUAAGGAAAUCUUCGAAAACGGGGUCUCGAUGGAUCAAGAAAAAGAUUCUCACACGAACUCCGAAGAAUCUGUAGUAUGGAUUCGAUGUGACGUAUACGACACCGGAAUUGGAAUACCUGAAAAUGCUAUGCCUACUCUAUUUAAGAAAUAUAUGCAAGUCGGUGCAGACACAGCUCGUAAAUAUGGCGGAACGGGAUUAGGCCUUGCAAUCUGUAAACAGCUGGUUGAGCUAAUGGGAGGGCAUCUCACCGUAUCAAGCACAGAAAAACAAGGUUCGACUUUUACAUUCGUGUUACCUCACAAGCUUUCGACGAUUUCCGACAGUUCCGAGGAAUUAUCAGACACUGACCACCAAGACAUACUCAAUGACGAAAACGACGACGAUCUAAGUUCGGGAGUUUUCGUGUUCCAACCGAGGACUUUGGGCUCGUUGUUCUCGUCUCAAGGUUCCGGAAGGAUCCAGAAGCUUCCGCCCGAUAGUCACGGAUUCCAAUGCAGCAACGGUCAAACAGAGGACUUGUCGUCGUUAUCCCCUUGUAGCAACGUCACAUAUCAAGAAACCGUAUCUGAAGAAGAUUUAAACGGUGAAACUUCGCAUUCGCCGCAGACGUGUUCGGACAACAACCUUAAUUCAGACGAGAGUUGUCGUUUUCAACCGUGUGACGAGACCUCACAGACUAGUGUAGAAACUCAUGUAGUAGUAACCUACGACAAUCGGGAUCGAACGAACGGGAGCUCCGAAUGCAUUUCAAGCAAUAAAAGCCCUGAAAUUCCAAAAACCGAGGCAAAACCCAAGAUACUUCUUGUGGAUGAUAACAAGAUUAACGUGAUGGUGGCAAAAUCGAUGAUGAAGCAGUUGGGCCAUGAUAUGGACGUCGUACAUAACGGAGCGGAAGCUGUUCGUGCGGUUCAAUCCAACGGUUAUCAUCUCGUCUUAAUGGAUGUUUGCAUGCCGGUGAUGGAUGGUCUAGAAGCUACUAGAUUGAUCCGAUCGUUUGAGGAAACGGGUAAUUGGGAUGAAGCAGUGAAGGCUGGCGUCGAGAUAACGGAUUCGCCGUUUUCGCAUUCUUGCCCGAAUUCACAUCUUAACGAACCGAGGAAGAGGAUUCCUAUAGUAGCCAUGACAGCAAAUGCAUUGUCGGAAAGUGCAGACGAAUGUUACGCAAACGGGAUGGAUUCUUUCGUAUCGAAACCGGUUACUUUUCAAAAUUUGAGACAAUGUCUACAACAAUACCUACCUUAAAUGCACCUCUAUAUAUGUGUGUGUGUGUGUGUGUGUGUGUGUG